CGAGGCAGGAGAAUGAAAGUCCACUCAAAAUGCAAGUCUAGGCGACACGCUGAACCUUGCAAUUUUGAUGCAGUGGUAGUUUGGGCAAUUCUUUUUGUUCUUACUAUUAGCUAUAAAUACUGGUGGGACACGUUUUCCUGGGGAGAUAGUAAAUUUUGAAGAGUGAUAAACAUUAUUGUAAGAUUGUAAAUUUUAUUAUUUGGUUGAACUUCAUGCAUUACUGUCAAGUUGUUUCCUUGAUGAAUCUUUUCUUUUCAAUCUUUAUAUCUUGUUUCUUUCUUGUGCUUCUUUUAGGAUGGUUGGUUUGUGUACCAAUUGUUACUGCAUACACUCAGUUAGGGUCUGACAUUCUUUCUGCUGAAAUUUAUCUUGUUAUUUUCGUUAAUUUAUUUAUUUGCUAAUUAUAUCGUUGCGUGUAUCCUGGACCUUAUCAAAUUGGUUGGAGACUCAGAGUCUCUGUUGUAUGAAAUAGUUGUAAUCAUCUCUCUUUCUAGUUAUAUCUCUAUCUCUUUUUAAAUGCUGUAAGAAUAAUGACUUAGCCUCCUUUUUAAAUUAAAUAUUCUGUUUCUGUUGAUCUGUGCAAAUUCCUCCAUAAGCAGCAAAGAAAGAUUUGAUAGCUGAUUUUCUUGUUGAAAGAGAAGCAAACAUUAUUGUAGCCAGUUGGAAUGAGUUUUCCUUUUCCCUCUUUUUCUUUUGCACCAGUGAAAUGCAUUUGAAUAUUUAGUUUACUCUAAAUCAACUUUCUUCUAGCAAAUUCAUGUCACAGAUUUCAGAAUGAUGUACUAGUUUUGACUGCUUAAGUACUCCAGUGAUGACAAUAGUUUGGUUUUGAUUGGUUAUUUGGUGAAAUGUAGACUAUACCAAGUUUUUUAUGAACCUCUGGUGUAUAACUAAACAUAGACUUUCUUGAACCGUCCCGAUCAUCUCAGUUUCUUUUCUGUAUUGGUUCAGUAAGAUUUAUGUCUGGUACUUCAUUUUAAAACGUCGAAUCGCACAUGCUGCUAGAUGUCUAACAUUUUACAUAAAGAAUAGAAUAUCACCUUUGUCAAAUCCUGACUCCUUCUGCUUCUUAGAAUAGGAUCUUUCUAUUUGGAAAAUGCAGACUGCACUAGUGUGCAACUCAAUGCGAUGACCAGAGGCCAGGCACUUCCUCAGCAUCUGCACAUUUAUUAUUAAUCAAUUACAGAUGCUCUUCCAUUAUCAGAAGGAUCAAAUUCAUAUUCAUAAAAUGUUCUAGUUUUCUUGAUGAUUCUCCCUUUAUCUUGUCCAAUCUCAUAGAAAGUUCUCGCAGGACUUUUACCUUUUGCACUGUAUGAGAAUUUCAGAUAGAUUAUUUAGCAAAUUGUCAUGGUAGAAUUUCUGUCAUUUAGGUGAUUCCAGCUGGAAUUCAUCUUUUGCUCAAGUGCAUCUUAAGGUGAUGUCAUAAUCAGACAGCUGUAUGUGCAUGGGGCUUUGUCAAAAGUACCAAAAGCAUAUUAUGGAGUCUGGGGAAUCAAGUUCUUUUCCUUUCAUUUCUUUCCCUUCAAAGUGGAACCUAGAAUUUGCUUCUUCUAGGUAUAUUCUCUUCUACUGCCAACCCUGUCCGCAAAAUCAACCUUUCUCAGGCUUAUAAAUUCCUCGUCUGAAACGCUAAAGUAUCUGGGUCUCCUGCUCGGGCCUCCUCAAUUAUUAUCUUUCAAUAUGAGUUUCGAGAAUCAUGGAAAACAAACCAUAUCAGUUGGACCAUGGGGAGGUGAAUAUGGAUUGCACUGGGAUGAUGGAGUUUAUUCCACCAUAAGGCAACUGGAAAUAGCUCAUGGAACAGGAGUUGAUUCUCUUAAGGUUGAAUAUGACAAAAAUGGAACCUCAGUAUGGUCAGAGAAGCAUGGUGGCAGUGGAGGUGCUAAAACAGACAAGAUAAGACUUAAUUAUCCAGAUGAGUUUCUAACUUCUAUGCAUGGAUAUUAUGGUAGCUUGAAUGAAAGGGGGUCAGUUUUUGUGCGAUCGCUUACAUUUCACAGCAACAAAAGGACAUAUGGACCAUAUGGUGUCCAGCAAGGAACAUAUUUCACUCUGCCAAGUUCUAGAGGAAAAAUUGUUGGCUUCCAUGGAAAAUCUGGCUGGUAUCUUGAUGCUAUUGGAGUAUACAUAGAUCCUAUUUAUAAAUCUUUGCCAAUUAAUUCUGUAGUUCAGUCUCAGCAACACCAUAACAUCGUUCAUUCCCAACAAAGUAUUGUCCAAGGGAUGGAGAAUUUUGAAUACUCAACGAUACAAGGAAGUCUUGGUAAAAAUUUUGAUCUCAUUGUUGCAGUUAGACACAAAGAGGAGAACAGCAAAAUUUUACCUCCAAGCACACUUUUGAGACAAACCUCUAGUUCUAGUUCUAGUUCUGGUUCUGAUCAUGAUUCCAGCUCUAGUGAAUCAAAUAAAAAGGUGGCAACUGUAGCCCCUGCCCCUAUUGAGAGAGUCCCGUCAAAAACUGUGAAGGGUGUUGUCACAUAUUGUCCCUGGGGUGGAAAUGGAGGGAGUGUGUUUGAUGAUGGUAUCUAUGAUGGUGUUAGGCAAGUUUACUUGUCACGCAACGUGGGAAUCGUUUCGAUAAGAGCUUGCUAUGACAAAAAUGGACAAGCAGUAUGGGGAAGUAAAAAUGGAGGCACUGGAGGAUUUAAAACUGAAAAGAUAAUAUUUGACUAUCCAUCAGAGAUUUUGACUCACAUUACAGGCUACUAUGGACCAACCAUGAUUAUGGGACCCAACAUUAUCCAAUCACUAACUUUUCAUACCACAAAAGGCAAGCAUGGACCUUAUGGAGAAGAACAAGGACAACAAUUCUCAACCAAAUUGAAAGAGGGUAUGAUUGUUGGCUUUCAUGGGAGGAAAGGAUUGUUUCUCGAUGCACUUGGUGUUCAUGUUUUGGAAGGAAAAGUUGUUCCAUGUUUACCUCCAGCUGCAGCCCCCAACACCAUUAAACCAAAUGCUGCGGCGUCUGUACCAUCCUUAGCUUCCCCAGUCCCCCCAAAAUCCAUCAAACCAGUUGGAGCAACUGUGCCAUCUUUACCUACCCCAGCUCCCCCGAAACCCGCCAAACCAAAAGCAGCGUCUGUCACUGAGGUUGAUGAUAGCCCACAGUGGUCCUUUAAACUGGGAAAGAAAGGGCUCAGCGAGGAGACCAAAAAGGGAAAAAGACAGAUAAUACGGAAUGGAGGAGUCCAAAGGAUAGUGAAAGAUCCAGCACCAUAUGGACCUGGUCCAUGGGGUGGAGAAGGUGGGAAGCCAUGGGAUGAUGGAGUUUUCACUGGGAUCAAACAGAUAAUUCUAACACAAUCAUCAGAGGCUAUUUGCUGUAUCGAAAUUGAGUACGAUCGAAAUGGACAAUCUGUUUGGUCAGUAAAGCAUGGUGCAAAUGUUGGAAAGGUCACAAAUAGGGUAAAAUUAGAGUAUCCUCAUGAAGUGCUAACUUGCAUUACUGGAUUUUAUGGUCCUAUAAGCAAGGAUAUGGGGUUGAAGGUGGUAAAAUCACUGACUUUUCACACCACUAGAAGGAAGUUUGGUCCCUUUGGGGAGGAACUAGGAACAUAUUUCACAUCAUCAACAACAGAAGGAAAAGUGGUGGGAUUUCAUGGGAGGAGUGGAAUGUAUUUGGAUGCAAUUGGAGUGCACAUGCAACACUGGUUGGGCAACCAGAGAACCUCAAAGCAUUCUCUUUUGAAGAUGUUCCAUUAAAGAUUGAUAUACUUCUGUUUUGAAUAAAGAAAAGCCAAAAAUAGAACAGGACCAAUGAGUUCUUGUGUGGAAGAGUCCAAGAAACAUCUUCUUAUUUGGCUGUGUGUGUGUGAGCAUAAAUGAAGUUAUAUUGUAAUAACACUCGCAUUAUUUAUAUAAUCCCGUUGGUGCCUUCA
Messenger RNA from Lycium barbarum (goji berry), 3878 nucleotides. RefSeq names its product jacalin-related lectin 3. Lineage: Eukaryota; Viridiplantae; Streptophyta; Magnoliopsida; Solanales; Solanaceae. The transcript has 8 exons. Gene Ontology annotation, molecular function: carbohydrate binding. The record is from RefSeq and is a predicted model, not a curated record. Bases 1681 to 3702 code for a protein of 673 amino acids.